AUGGAGAUAACCUACGCAUCUCCCAGCUCCACGGACUUUGCGGACGGAUCCUCCAUGCCGACCUCGACCAGACCCGUCCGAAUCAUCCCCCUCCAGCACCCCAGCACGACGUCGUCUUCGUCCAGCGCUUCGUCGUCGACGUGGGCCGCGCUGUCGAGAUGGAAAUCCAAGGUCCAGAGCAUGACCUGGGUCGAGUGGCUGGAGGUCUUCUUGCCUUGCACCCGCUGGAUUCGGACCUAUAAAUGGCGCGAGUAUUUGCAGGUCGAUCUCAUGGCUGGCAUCACCGUCGGCGUCAUGCUCGUUCCUCAGUCAAUGUCUUAUGCAAAAUUGGCUGGACUUGAACCAAUAUACGGACUCUAUUCUGGUUUUGUACCUUUGUUUGUGUAUGCCAUAUUUGGCUCUUCUCGUCAGCUAGCCGUUGGUCCAGUAGCAUUGGUUUCUCUCCUGGUCUCUAAUGUCUUAAGUGGCAUAGUUGAUUCAUCUGAUGAAUUAUACACAGAAUUGGCUAUCUUACUGGCAUUUAUGGUUGGGGUCAUGGAAUGCCUUUUGGGGCUCUUUAGGCUAGGAUGGAUUAUUCGCUUCAUCAGCCACUCUGUCAUUUCUGGCUUUACAACUGCUUCAGCCAUUGUGAUUGCCUUAUCUCAGGCAAAAUACUUUUUGGGAUAUAGUAUAGUACGAAGUAGCAAGAUUGUGCCAUUGAUCAAGAGCAUUAUAUCUGGAGCUGAUGGGUUCUCAUGGCCUCCUUUUGUGAUGGGAUCUGUCAUUCUUGCAAUACUUUUGAUCAUGAAACACUUGGGCAAAACAAGGAAGUCCUUGCGUUUCCUGAGAGCAGCAGGUCCCCUCACAGCUGUUCUUUCGGGCACAAUUUUUGUAAAAAUAUUUAAUCCAUCUUCCAUAUCUUUGGUAGGAGAUAUACCUCAGGGCCUACCAAGCUUUUCUAUUCCUAGAGCUUUUGGAUAUGCUACGUCUUUGAUCCCCACCGCACUUCUCAUUACUGGUGUAGCUAUUUUGGAAUCUGUGGGCAUUGCAAAAGCAUUAGCAGCAAAGAAUGGGUAUGAGCUGGACUCAAAUCAAGAGUUGUUCGGUCUUGGUGUGGCCAAUAUUUUUGGUUCAUUUUUUUCCGCAUAUCCCACAACAGGUUCUUUUUCUAGGUCAGCUGUGAAUCAUGAAAGUGGAGCUAAAUCUGGCUUAUCUGGAAUUGUUAUGGGAGUCUUAAUGGGCUGCGCUCUCCUAUUUAUGACGCCACUGUUUGAAUAUAUACCGCAGUGUGCUCUCGCUGCCAUUGUGAUUUCUGCUGUAAUAGGCCUGGUGGAUUAUGAGGAGGCUAUAUUUUUAUGGGGUGUGAAUAAGAAAGAUUUUCUUCUUUGGACUAUUACAAGCACUACAACAUUGUUCCUUGGCAUCGAGAUUGGCGUCCUUGUCGGGGUUGGUGUUUCACUUGCAUUUGUCAUUCAUGAAUCAGCAAAUCCGCAUAUUGCUGUCUUGGGGCGUCUUCCAGGCACAACUGUGUAUAGAAAUACUCAACAGUAUCCAGAAGCAUAUACAUAUAAUGGAAUUGUGAUUGUUCGGAUUGAUGCACCUAUUUAUUUUGCAAACAUUAGUUACAUAAAGGACAGGCUACGGGAAUAUGAAGUUGAGGUUGAUAGGUCUACCAGUCGUGGACCAGAAGUUGAAAGAAUUUAUUUUGUUAUCAUAGAGAUGGCGCUUAUUAAGAAGCAUUUAAUGACUAGAUGUGCAUUGAAACAUCAUGCCUGCUGA
Messenger RNA from Prunus armeniaca (apricot), 1758 nucleotides. NCBI's taxonomy places the organism in Eukaryota, Viridiplantae, Streptophyta, Magnoliopsida, Rosales, Rosaceae. The record is from the annotation of a GenBank genome assembly.